Molecule: messenger RNA, 2195 nt
Organism: Telopea speciosissima
Lineage: Eukaryota; Viridiplantae; Streptophyta; Magnoliopsida; Proteales; Proteaceae
Product: ribosome biogenesis protein BOP1 homolog
Exons: 17
Coding region: 60-2057 (665 amino acids)
Biological process (GO): maturation of LSU-rRNA from tricistronic rRNA transcript (SSU-rRNA, 5.8S rRNA, LSU-rRNA); ribosome biogenesis
Cellular component (GO): PeBoW complex; preribosome, large subunit precursor
Molecular function (GO): protein binding; ribonucleoprotein complex binding
Source: RefSeq, a predicted model, not a curated record
AGGCAUUCAGUUGUGAGUGGGUGGGGAAGCGCAUUAUUCGUCCGUAAAUUUACAACAAGAUGGUUGAAGAAGAAAAUCACAGAGUGACGGAGGAGGACUCUGGUAACACAGACUCGAUUGAUGAAUCACAGAAGGUUUACGGUCAAGAAGACCAAGAUGAAGAGGCCGAAACACAUCCCCCAGUUGAAGAGAGUGAUUCCUCCGAAGAUGAGGUUGGUCCUCGAAAUACAAUUGGUGAUGUUCCACUGAAGUGGUAUGAAGAUGAGGAACAUAUUGGAUAUGACAUUACUGGAAAGAAGAUUAAAAAACAGGCAAGGAAAGAUAAGCUAGAGUCAUUUUUGGCUGGGGUUGACAACUCGAAAAAUUGGCGCAAACUUUAUGACGAGUACAAUGAUGAGGAGGUGCAUCUGACGAAAGAGGAGACAAAAAUUAUCCGUAGAUUGCUGAAAGGAAAAACUCCACAUGCUGAUGUUGAUCCAUAUGCACCUUAUGUGGACUGGUUUAAGUGGGAUGAUGCUAAGCACCCGCUGUCUAAUGCGCCGGAGCCGAAAAGGCGAUUCAUUCCUUCAAAAUGGGAGAGCAAAAAGGUUGUUCAGUAUGUCCGGGCUAUUCGAAAGGGUUUGAUAAAGUUUGACAAGCCAAAGGAAGAAUCACGGCAUUAUUUAUUGUGGGGCGACGAUUCCAGCUCAACUGAAAAAGCUGGAGGACUAAGCUAUAUUCCUGCACCAAAACCAAAAUUGGCAGGCCAUGAGGAAUCAUACAAUCCUUCGGUUGAGUACAUACCUACCCAAGAAGAGAUCAAUUCUUACCAGCUGAUGUAUGAGGAAGACCGUCCUAAAUUUAUUCCAAGAAGGUUUGAUGCUCUGAGAAGUGUUCCAGCCUAUGAGAAUGCUUUGAAAGAAUCAUUUGAUCGUUGUUUGGACCUGUACUUGUGCCCUAGAACCAGAAAGAAACGUAUUAACAUUGAUCCUGAGUCCCUGAAGCCCAAACUACCAAGUCGGAAAGAUCUAAGGCCUUACCCGACAAACUGUUAUCUUGAGUACAGAGGGCACAAGGAUGCUGUUCUGUCAAUUUCCAUGGAACCAUUGGGGCAAUGGAUGGCUUCUGGUUCAACUGAUGGAACUGUACGUGUUUGGGAGAUUGAGACUGGUCGAUGCCUUAAAGUCUGGGACAUUGGUGAAGCAGUUCAGUGCGUUGAUUGGAAUCCUUUGCCUGAGCUUCCCAUUCUUGCAGUUUCAGUGGGGCAGGAUGUGCUAAUUUUGGACACUGGACUUGGAAAUGAAGAAGAACAGCAUAAGUUAAAGGAACUGUUGCAUGUUGAGGCUCCUGCUACUCCAGAUGAUUCUGGACAUACCACAACCACUGUUAGCUGGCUUCAACAUGAGAAACAUGACGGCAUCAGGUUGAAGCAUGCUAAGACGGUAUCCUCAAUUGCAUGGCAUCGGAGGGGAGACUACAUAUCUACAGUCAUGCCAAGUGGUGAUUCAAGAGCAAUAAUGAUACACCAACUAUCAAAGAAACUCUCACAAAAUAUUCCUUUUAAGUUGCAUGGGCUUCCUGUUACAUCAGCUUUCCAUCCAUCUCGUUCCAUCUUCUUCAUAGCAACAAAGAAAAAUGUUCGUGUUUAUGAUUUGUUGAAGCACAAGCUUAUUAAGAAGCUUGAGACAGGACUUCGUGAGGUCUCCUCCAUUGCUAUUCAUCCUGCAGGUGAUAAUGUCAUUGUGGGGAGCCGAGAAGGAAAACUUUGUUGGUUUGACAUGGAUCUGUCAUCUCAACCAUACAGAACUCUCAAGUGCCACCCAAAGGACAUCACAAAUGUUGCCUUCCAUCGUUCAUACCCUCUUUUUGCUUCAUGUUCUGAUGACUGCACAGCAUAUGUCUUCCAUGGCAUGGUUUAUUCAGAUCUCAACCAAAAUCCUCUUAUUGUGCCAUUAGAAAUUCUUCGAGGGCAUUCCAGUACGAAUGGAAGAGGGGUUUUGGAUUGCAAGUUCCAUCCAAGGCAACCGUGGUUAUUCACAGCUGGUUCUGAUUCAGUAAUCAAGCUUUACUGCCAUUAAGAAGCAGGACCUACAAAAUAAAAGAGUGAUAAAAGGAUAUGGUCAUAUGAAGAGGACGAUUGAAUUAUUUUCAUCCCAUUUUAUCAGAUCUUACAAAUUUGGCAGCAGCAGAAACAGCAACAGCGCAUCUUGUGUGGG